Messenger RNA from Rotaria socialis, 1899 nucleotides. NCBI's taxonomy places the organism in Eukaryota, Metazoa, Rotifera, Eurotatoria, Philodinida, Philodinidae. The record is from the annotation of a GenBank genome assembly.
AUGCAGCAACUAUUACCGUUGUUUCUCGUAGUUAUUAGUUUGUUAUCGACAAGUUUAAUUUAUGGACAAAAUUUCGAAGGUUGCCAGAAUGGACCGAUUACUUUCCCUGAUCCGAAAUGGAGAACAGUCCCAUCUCGAUUUGAGAUCGUCACAGAAUUGGUCGUCGAUAAUGAAAUGCUUGAACUCUCACAAGCAUUUUCGCCACAACGUGAUGCUGUGGCUACAAGCACCAGUAGAGGACCAAUAAAUUUCUAUUGGAAUUUUGGUACCAACGAACAGUUUGAAACUCUCACUCUUAUUGCUAAUCAACAAGCAGUACAAAAAUGUUUUCGACAAGAACUUACUGGUACAUCUCAAACUAGUGUUAUUGCACAAAAAACACUUUAUGUAAAACCUUCGAUUUUACUUGGCUUUGGUCCUCGUAAUGAAGAGAACACACAGUGGGGCAAUCGAUAUGUUGGUGAUACUGAUCUACGUGGCAUUCCUGCAAAUAAAUUCAUAGCAUGCUUUGACGUACCGGAUAUUGAAGCAACUGUAUCUGCAACAUAUUAUGUAUCAGAUGUAACAAAAUUUCAGGCUUAUUUAAGAAGCAAUCAAAGUAUUAUAUUACAAAUUGACGUUGAAAUUAGAAAUAGAAAUGGCCGCCAAGACCGAUAUACAUAUAAUGUAUUUCGUUAUGUACCGAAUCCUAGCCGCCGAGAAGAACGUCAAGCAUUAGAAACUCCAUCAGGUGUAUAUUGUGCAGGUAGAACAUCGACAAUGGAUACACCCUCAAAUAUUCCCGAAAGACUUAGCUCGAAUUCAGAAGCUUUUAUGCCACAGCUCAAUAGUUCAAUUCUAAGUGCACAUGGUUUAUAUGAUACUGAAUUUCGAUUAACUCGUUUCGAUGUGUGGUUUCCUGAUCCAUCUGGUGGACCGCAAUGGUUACAUUACAGUGAAAUACAUGAUUUUGCAACUGGUCUUAACUAUCAAUAUAAUUAUACAAAUCAUCAAUGUAAUGUCCGUCCUCUAACUCCAGGUGCUAAUGAUUCGGUACCGGUCGAUGGAAAACCAGAUCUAAUACAAAUGGGUAGUCCACAGCAUUUCUUUUUGUUGGAUGAUAUUACCUAUCAGUAUACAGGUGAAAAACGAUGUCGGGAUAAUAUCUGGUGUAAUGUAUGGAUUGGUGAAAAAUCAGUAGGAAAUAAGACUAUUGAACAUCGAGAGUGGUAUUGGGCAGCAAAUAUCAACGGGGAAGUAGUAAAAGAACCAUUUCCAGUCAAAUUUCUUUUGAGAACUUCUGUCGAUGAAAUUCCUACAUUCACAAUGGAAACCACAAUUUUCAACUAUGUUCGUGAAUCAAGGGCAGUAUUCGAAGUUGACGCGACAUUAGCUGACUGUUACCGAGCUUUAGGCCCAGCUGAAAGAUUCAAUCUUGCUGUUUUAUCAUUUACAAUAAUAAAUGAUAAAAAUUAUCCAGUGUUGCAGAAUUUGAAUAAUUUACGUUUUCAUAUAUUUGAAACGUUAAUAUUUACAUUAUUGGUGCGCCCUAUUCGAAUUUCAAAUGUUAUUGCUGAUAAAGAUGGUGAUGAUAUUUUAGUUUCAUUUACUUUACUUGACGCACCGCCCCGUACCGGCCCGGUAGAAAAUCCAUUAAAAGAAGAAUCAUUAGAUACAUUAGUUGAACGUCUCAAUUCAAUUAUUGAUGCAAAUGGUUUCUUUGUUCGUGCUAGAUACGGUACAAAAGAUGCUGUUUUACGUGCAAAAUCUGGUUCACUCAAUACCCAACAUAAAAGUACCGAAGAUAAACCAAAAACAUCAGGUCCAAAGAUUACUGGCCUCUGGAUUGGAUUAAUAUUUGUCGGACUUCUUUUUGGAGCUAUUGGUGGAUUUUUUGCACUUGCAAAACUUUCUUCAUAA